AAGGGGGAGGAGCUAGCCGUAGCCGCGAGUCCAUUUUGAGGCUGUGCUUGGCGCGUACCGUGCGGUUCCUGUAGCUGGAGGACGGGCGGUCGCGCGGCCUCUCCCACUCGCCGGAGUAGCCUCUAGUUCGUUAGUCAAAACGUGAAAAAAAAGACCUGCUUUGCCCUGGGAAAUAGUAACCCUGCCAAAUACAUCACCUUGUAGGAGACGGAGGAUGUGAUGGAGCUGCUUGAAGAAGAUCUCACGUGCCCUAUUUGCUGUAGUCUGUUUGAUGAUCCACGGGUUUUGCCUUGCUCCCACAACUUCUGCAAAAAAUGCUUAGAAGGUAUCUUAGAAGGGAGUGUGCGGAAUUCCUUGUGGAGACCAGCUCCAUUCAAGUGUCCUACAUGCCGUAAGGAAACUUCAGCUACUGGAAUUAAUAGCCUGCAGGUUAAUUACUCCCUGAAGGGUAUUGUGGAAAAGUAUAACAAGAUCAAGAUCUCUCCCAAAAUGCCAGUAUGCAAAGGACACUUGGGGCAGCCUCUCAACAUUUUCUGCCUGACUGAUAUGCAGCUGAUUUGUGGGAUCUGUGCUACUCGUGGAGAGCACACCAAACAUGUCUUCUGUUCUAUUGAAGAUGCCUAUGCUCAGGAAAGGGAUGCCUUUGAGUCCCUCUUCCAGAGCUUUGAGACCUGGCGUCGGGGAGAUGCUCUUUCUCGCUUGGAUACCUUGGAAACUAGUAAGAGGAAAUCCCUACAGUUACUGACUAAAGAUUCAGAUAAAGUGAAGGAAUUUUUUGAGAAGUUACAAUACACACUGGAUCAAAAGAAGAAUGAAAUUCUGUCUGACUUUGAGACCAUGAAACUUGCUGUUAUGCAAGCAUAUGACCCAGAGAUCAACAAACUCAACACCAUCUUGCAGGAGCAACGGAUGGCCUUUAACAUUGCUGAGGCUUUCAAAGAUGUGUCAGAACCCAUUGUAUUUCUGCAGCAGAUGCAGGAGUUUAGGGAGAAAAUCAAAGUUAUCAAGGAAACUCCUUUACCUCCCUCUAAUUUGCCUGCAAGCCCUUUAAUGAAGAACUUUGAUACCAGUCAGUGGGAAGACAUAAAACUAGUCGAUGUGGAUAAACUUUCUUUGCCUCAAGACACUGGCACAUUCAUUAGCAAGAUUCCCUGGAGCUUUUAUAAGUUAUUUUUGCUAGUCCUUCUGCUUGGCCUUGUCAUUGUCUUUGGUCCUACCAUGUUCCUAGAAUGGUCAUUAUUUGAUGACCUGGUAACUUGGAAAGACUGUCUUUCAAACAUCAGUUCCUAUCUGACUAAAUCAGCCGAUUUUAUAGAACAAUCAGUUUUUUACUGGGAACAGGUGACAGAUGGGUUUUUCAUUUUCAAUGAAAGAUUCAAGAAUUUUACUUUGGUGGUACUGAACAAUGUGGCAGAAUUUGUGUGCAAAUAUAAACUAUUAUAAAAUCUGUUU
Molecule: messenger RNA, 1452 nt
Organism: Nomascus leucogenys (northern white-cheeked gibbon)
Lineage: Eukaryota; Metazoa; Chordata; Mammalia; Primates; Hylobatidae
Source: RefSeq, a predicted model, not a curated record